AUGGGUCCUGGUCAAACCAGCCCAGAUUAUGUGGUUUGUCCUAUCUGGGAUUUGGUUGGGAGAGAUGGAUUAAAUUAUCUGAGCGGGCCAGGCAGCGGUCAUGUGGACGACCACAGAACCAGCCUUUUACUGCCGUCGUGUCUGAAAACGCCGGUGGACCCGCAAACUAAAGCACCGCUCGCUGCGUACGAGCGGACGAAGCGCUUCGAGCAACGCAACGACUCACCACGACAACCGGGUAAAAAACAAACAGCUCGUCGGUGUUUAAUGUUAAACAAUUACUGCCUCUGGAUGGCAUAUGAGGAGUUUGGCUCAGAUUUUUCUGACGAGGAUUGUCUGGUUAAAGAAAGUGUGUCGAUGCAGCCGCACAGAGGAAGAGGAGAGCGCUUCGACCUGAAUGAACUCUUCUUCUCCAAUGAGGAGUACUACAGGAAGCUGGAGGAGCUGAAGAAGGCUCACCUUCGCACCAUGGCUCAACUGGACAGCAUGUACCGCCAAAAACUGCAGCUGAAGUCCACUGAGCCUGUGGGCGCAGGACACGGUUACCUGCUGGGGCCGGACUCCAGUCCACUCACUUCCUGUCAUUUGAGGAAAACGCUUUCUGCCACUGAACUGAGGAGGAGCCCAGAUUCCUCCAAUGAGGAGGAGGCUGCACCACAACGUGGAGAAAGGUCUCUUGUUCCCCCGAAGGAACACAUCAAAAACAUGUGGCAGGACUUCAGAGUGUCUCCUCCACGCCGCCGGCUUCCUUCCGCCUCUCUGCAGAGCCUGACAGACGAGAAGCGCUGCAGACCACAAGAAGGAACUCUGAAGAAGACUGAGGUCUGCAGCCAUGGAGAACCAGGUGACUGGAAGCCCAGAGUGACUGUCCCCAAACCUUUCCAGAUGAUGCUGCGAGAGGCAGAGAGACGAAAGCUCGGUGUAAAGACACGCUCUGAGAUCGAACUGGAGAACGCAGAACUUCGUCGACAGCUGGAUGAGCUGGCAGAGUGUCAGCGGGUGUUUUCGGCCACCCCGGUUCCGGCACACGUUCACCUGCCUCUUUACGAAGAGCUGCAGGAGCAGAAGGAGGAACGGAGGCGAAUCAUGCGAGAAAGAGAGGAGCAACAUCUCCACCAUCCAAAGCCGUUCAGCUUUAUUGAGCGUGAGCGGCUGAAAAAAGAAGGCGCGGCGGUUCUCCCAGCCCGAGAGCUCUGCCCCGGAGAAGCUCAGCUCUUCAAGGCCAAGCCUGUGCCCAAGGCGGUGUACACAGCAGCAUCUGGGAGCAGGUGAAGGAGUGAGCAGCUGUAUCGCUCCAUCAAGGUACAGAUGCGAGCGCAGGAGAUGCUGCACAGGGCAUCGCUGCCACCCAGCAUGCUAGCACGACAACUUGGCGAAAGGAAGAAGGCCAAAGCUGGCGGUGCUUCAGAUGAAGGCUUCUCGCACAGGCCCAAGAUAAACAAAGAGGUGCCAGACUUCAAUGCAGUCCAUCAGCGCUUUCAGAAACACCUGGAGAGCCGAAAAGGCACAAAGCCAACAACCUGCAAACCUUUUGAACUGAGGACAUAGAUCGCAUCACAUCAGGGUCGUGUCCUGGCCGAAAUUGAGAAGGAGCAGAGCAGCCCCCCGAUGGUGCGCUGGCCGUAUAUCGGCCACCCGCCAGUCAGGAUGCCCACCUCAAGCCUCUGCUCGUCCCUGGUCAGGCAGCCUGGAACUCCUGCCUGCCAAAGUGACAGAUGGCACCAAAAACGCCACGAGGCCGUGAGAAAGGUGCUCGAGCAGAGGAAGAAGGCUGAGGAGGAGGAGGAGCGGUGGAAGGAGAGCAGCAUCAGAGGGAGAAGAUGUUUACAGAGGUUGGUGUUGAAGCGAGCCCAGGCCACGACCCCCCCUCGCCUGGCACGCACACAGACCCGGCAGUCCAAGCUCGAGGAGUUCAGAAAACAGGACCUGGAGCGCAGGAAGGAGUACCAGCAGGAGAUCAAGCAGAUGCAACAGAGGGUGAAAGGGAGGCCGCUACUGCUGGAGCAGGUCGCACAGAGGAACGCCAAACAGGCGGCAGAGAAACGUUUUGCCAACACCCUGCAUGCGUGUGACCUGACUGAAGAGUUCAUCGGCAGUACAGUGGUCAAAUCAGGAUCUGCAUGCGAAGGCUCCACCAGCUCCAAGCAAAGUGACCAAGAGGAUCCAGACUUGGGAUUUCAACCUGUUCACUUCAGAAAGAUCUUCCUCGAUGAUGAUGAGAGUGAUGAGGUUCCAUCCCAGCACUGUGACGGUGACGAUGUAGACCCGCCACACGACGAGGAUCACCGUGACUCAGACGGACGUUACAACUCUUCAGACGAUUACAAUAAUUAUUCAGACGAGUGUGAGGGCAGCUCCAAACUGCAGGAAGCAGCAGAGUGAUGUCACCAAAGGAAGAAGAUUGGAAAA
Messenger RNA from Thalassophryne amazonica, 2409 nucleotides. It is a transcript of the gene fam161a, whose product is annotated as FAM161 centrosomal protein A. The record is from RefSeq and is a predicted model, not a curated record. NCBI's taxonomy places the organism in Eukaryota, Metazoa, Chordata, Actinopteri, Batrachoidiformes, Batrachoididae. Gene Ontology annotation, biological process: cilium organization. Gene Ontology annotation, cellular component: cilium.